Molecule: messenger RNA, 4155 nt
Organism: Phlebotomus argentipes
Lineage: Eukaryota; Metazoa; Arthropoda; Insecta; Diptera; Psychodidae
Product: chromatin assembly factor 1 subunit A-like
Exons: 5
Coding region: 188-4075 (1295 amino acids)
Biological process (GO): nucleosome assembly
Cellular component (GO): nucleus; CAF-1 complex
Source: RefSeq, a predicted model, not a curated record
CGCUGCGAUCGCAGUGGAAAUCCAGUGACAUCGUCGAGCGCAACAAAAUUUCAGUCUUGCGAAAAGUGUUGGAAAACAGCGUGAAAUCACGGUGAAGAGCGACUGAGAUAAAGCAAAAGGAAUCUUUGGUAGUUCGUCGACACGUCUUUGUUGAAAUUUUGCGCGUAUUCUCUAUGUACGCGAUCUGAUGGAGCAGCACGUGGACGACAAGAGUUCACUCUCGGCCAGCGCCAGUGAUCACGAGACCAUGGAAUCCUGGACGUUCGUGGACGAGUCCAAGAGCGCGGCGAAGCAGACGGAAGCGACAGGAAGUGCGGAUUGUCAGCCUGAGAAAGCCGAGGCGAAGACAGACAAAUAUCAUCUCGGCGUGGAUCCAGACAAUGACACUGAGCUCUCUGACGGGAUCUCCAUCAUCAGCGACAGCGAGUGCGGCGGGCGCCACUCGCCCGAGGAGCCCCACAGCGAGGCGGAGAAGGAGGAACCACCGCUGCUCUUGGUGCCCGAGAAGAGGCUCGUGGAGGUGGAGAAGGAGCCAGACUUGGUGAGGGGCGUCUUCGGCAUUGGACGACGCCACGUGGUGUUUGUGAUUCUGCUGGCGGGAAUCAGCGGGGCGAUGUUCGGACACAUCUUCAGGGCGAUGCCGAGUGCUCCGUGCGACUGCUCGAAGCUCCUGGAGCCGCUCAUGAACAGGGUUUAUGACUUAGAGAUGGAGAACUUUAGACUUCGCGACGAAGUGAGCAAAUUGACGGAGAAAAUUCUGUCGGAAGCGCUCAAGGCGAGCGUUGAGGAGCCAAUGAAGCCAGUUACGGAGGAGCCUGUGUCGCCGGUAGAGAAAGUAUGGGCAGGAAACACAGAUGAGGCGAUCGUGAAGCCUCUGGUUGAGGAGAGCGUGUGCGGAGGGGAUUCUGGGGAUGAUCUCUUUGAUGAAUACUACGGGAAAGUGUGCAGGGAAGCUGAGAAGCGCGUGAAGGAAGCUAGGAAGGCAUUUGAGGAGAAGCCAAGACAACCGGAACGAACAGAGCGUCCUGAACGCUUCCGAGAGGAGCGCAAGCCAGAGAAAAAGGAGCGAAAUAGCGAGGAGAGGAAGGGAAAACCUGGGAAAUAUCAAGAUAGGGACGACAGGAAGAAUUCUAAGGAAGAUAGGAAAAAUUCCAAGGAGAGAAGCGAUGAGAGGAGGAAGAGAGAUGAUGAUGAUGAUGAUGAUGACGACUGGAGUGGUGAGGAUUACCGGAAGAAGCGAGAGAAGUAUGAGAAGAAGAAGAAGGGAGAGCGAAAGGAUGACGAUCGGAGAAGCAGCAAGGAAAGGUGGAAUGGUGAGAAGAAAUGGGAUAAGAAGAACGGCAAGAAGUGGCGGGAUGAUGAUGAUGACGAUGACGACGACAGUCGAGAGGAGAGAAGAAGCAAGGAAGUGGAUGCGGAGUGGCAUAACAAGAGGAUGAAGGGAAGAGAGCAGUUCAGGGAGAAAGAAAGCGGCGAGAAGGACAGCAAUUGGUAUCUGGAAAGGGGUUCAGACAGGGAGAUUAAGCGCCUCCGGGUGGAGGAGUCCCACGAGAGGCGGCUGUCAAGAGUCUUCUCAAGAGUGUCGCAAUUGCCGAAAAGUGAAAUGCCAGGUGAUCAAGCGAAGACAUCCGCGGAGGUGUCGCCGAAUGUGGGGAAGAAGCUGGUCCAGACGCGGUUGCCCUUCAAGGUGCUGAGCCCUGGAGCUGGAAAUAAACCUGAGGGUGUGUCCAAGCGCAAGCUCUCCUCACCAGCCAUCGAUAAUCGUGCUCUUAAGGUGCCGAAGAAGACAGAUGACGAGGAGUCUGAGCACGAGGAGUUCUCCAAUCCGGACACGAUCAUUGUCAUUCACGAUGAAAAGUCACAGGAGAAAGCCAAUCGUAAGGAUGAUGUGCAGGACAAGAUUGAGGAAUCUGAUGAGCAAGAUGAGGAGGACAAGAAGAUUCUGAUCAAAUUCCCAUUCGCCAAGAAGGAUAACAAUGAGGUUAAGGCAGAGCCGAAGAAGCCCAAAGAGAAGAGGAAGAGGUCCAAGAAGACUAGCAAGAAGAAUGAAGUACCCGAAAAAGAUGUCCAGGAAGCUGUUAACAUUGAAGAUGAAGAUAUUGUUAUGAUCUGCGAUGAGAAGCUGAGCAUGUCUAUGGAUGGAGACAACAAUGCAGGCUCUGUUGUGGACACUCCGCCACGGAAGCGCGUCAAGGAGGAGGAAAAUGGCAGUAGCAGUGAAGAUGCGCCUAAGAAAUUGACUCCUCGGCAGGUGGAAAAGCAGCAGGAGAUGGAGAAGCGUCGCCAAGAGAGAUUGGCAGAUAAGCUUAACAGGAAGAAAAAGCAGGAGGAGGAAAAAGAGCUGAAGAAGAAGGAAAAGGAGGAGAAAGAAGAGCAACGGCGUAAGGAAAAAGAGGAAAAGGAUGAGCAGAAGCGCAAAGAGAAAGAAGAAAAAGAUGAGCAGAAGCGCAAAGAGAAAGAGGAAAAGGAGAAGAAGCGACAGGCGGAAUUGGACGCGAAGAAUGAGGAGAAACGCAUGAAGGAAGAAGAGAAGCGCCAAAAGGAUGAGGAGAAGCGCAAGAAAGAGGAGGAGAAGAAGGAAGCUGCCCGUCGCGUGUCUGAUAAUUUCAAGAAGUUCUUCAUGCUGAAAUCCAAGCCUCAAAUUUCGCCUUCUGCAAGUGACGCAGACAAAGAGAACUGUUCAGAUGACAUCAAGUCUUCGGGGCCGAAGUUUAUGCCCUUCUGCGUGAAGCCUGACAUGAGAUUGGCGCCUAGCUCACGACGAAAUCUCAAGGAUGAUGAGAAAUCCCGACUGGAUCACAUUCUGUCGAAGUCGCCUGAGGAGAAGGAGAAGCUGUACCUCAAGGAAAUCGGUGCUGAAGGCAAUUGCGCGAGGAAGAGUGGCAGAACUUGGAUUCAGGAGGAGGAUUCUGACGAUGAAGUGAUUCUGCUCAGUGAUGAGGGACAGAGGAUUGAGGAAAACAAGCCCAAGAUCAAGUAUCGAGUGAAAUUCCUCAGAUUUCAUGAGAAUCAACGUCCUCCGUAUUACGGAACGUGGAGGAAGAAAAGCGCCAAAUUGACUCCGCGGAAUCCCUUCUCGAAGGAUGAGAAUCUCUUUGACUACGAGGUGGACUCUGACGACGAGUGGGAGGAGGAAGAGCCCGGAGAAUCUCUUCACGGGAGCGACGAUGAGAAGGACAAGGAGUCUGAGGAUGACUAUGAAGUGGACAAUGACUUCUUUGUGCCUCAUGGCCACUUGAGUGACGAGGAGCUGCAGAACGAAGAUGAGGACAACUCUCCGGAGAUGCAGAAGGCGAAACUGAAGCUGCUUCAGCAGGAGUUUGCGGAUGAGAUGAAAAAGAAGACGGAGAAAUUGAAGCCUCGCCUGAUUGGAUGCGUCUGGCAGACGGCGUCAGGCGAACGACCAGACAGUUGUUCGGAAGUCAUCUGGCGUCUCCUCUCGGCCAGCAAGAUGCUCUUCUGCGGUCCUGUGGUUCUCAACGUCGAGCCCACGAGCUCCACGACGACGCCCAGCAAGGAGGAGGAAGGUGCUGAGAGUGCUGUGAAGAAGCGCAAGAAGUUGCACGAGGAGGACGUGAAGAGUCUCAUUCGGUUGGCGCACGGCAACAGCCACAGCGGCCGCUUUCUGGUCGAGGAGUUCGUGGCGACCAGAGCGAAGGAGAAGGAGGGCCAAGAGGACAAGGUCGAGGUGACGAAGAUCGGCGUGAAGCGGAAGCUGAGGGAAGUUGCAGAGUGGAAGGUGUGUCCCGAGGCUGGCGCCAUGGAGGGCAAAAUGUGCUGGUAUGUGGCGCCCAAGGUGAGGGAGCAGUUCGGCCUCGGUGACUUGACGCUGCCCAACACGUGGAAGUACACUCUGACGCCGAAGAAAGUGGAAGAAGCGCCAGUUCAGGCUCCGCCAGUUCCGCCGCAGAAGGAGGAACAGCCGGAGAAACAGAAGAAGCGAAUGGCUCCACUGAUGUCAGUGCCUCGUGGCCAAGCGUUCUCGCCCUCCACCAAGAACCAGCUCAUCAGCCAAUUCCUCAAGAAGACCAAGCCUGAAGACAAAACCCCAGUGGAGGUAAUAGAACUGGAUUAGAAAUGGCAAAUUCAUAUUCACAAAUCAUUAGAAUUAGAUGAUAAUUCCUCACUUUAUUCUGCAACUUUAUAAAUAAAUUA